GAUGGGUCCGAAGGUGAUUAGGUGAAAGGUGUUGGCGGUUGCAGAAGUAAACAAAGAAAGCUAUGGCCGAUUAUCAAGUCAAAGUUGCCGGGGAAGCGGUCGUAGAACAGCCUACACAGACGUCCGAUGCCGAAAACUACGUGCUAAAUCUUGAUCACGAAGACGUGAAGACAUGGCCUCCACAGAGGGUAGCGGACGAAUUUUUGAGGAAUAUUGGCCUUCAAUAUUUGGGCGAACAAUUUGUUGUUAAUAAAAUUGGGGGGAACAUCUUGGCUAGUCUAAAUGAGUCUCAUUUGAAAGAAAUGGGUGUCUCCGUUCUUGGGGACAGGAUAUUUCUUCUUGAAAUGGUCUCAUACUUGAAGAAGAAAAAGAUUGAUGUUGCUCGUUCCCAGUCUCUAUGGUCGGGCCAGACACCCGCAGAUGGCUGCCCUUACAAGAGGAACUGCACAGAACUUUGCUGUCCUGAGUUCUUCUAUGGUCCAACGAAAUGGAGAGUGACUGGUCAGGGAAUCUUCUACAAGGAUGAACCGUCCUGUUGUUUCUGUUGUGGAACAGUAAACCAAGAGUAUAUUGACUACCGUUUCCUAAAAGAUCUUGAGCUGAAAGAAACUCGAUUCUGUUGUUGCUGGCGAGCCAAGAUUCUCGAGAUAUACUCGGAGGACAAGGAUAGCGGUGGAUCGCAUCGCCCCGCCGGAGAUGAUUCCCCUCCCGAUGGUGCGUUUGCUCCCCAUAUCCUUAAACACCCCGAAGCGCCAAAGGUGGAGAAGAUCAUCCGAAACGCCUGGACCCAGGCUAGACUUGUCGCUGAUUAAGGAGAGCGAUGACGAUGUGGUAAAAACACAAGAACAUUCAUGAUAUUACUAUGGUAUAGAAAAACACUACGUCUUUUGGUUACAUAUAGUAACCACGGUAUGCAUAUUGUAUCUAAUCACUGAUCAUUGCCUAACUGGCGUUCUAGUGUGCCCUCAUACUAAAAUUGGAAAGUUCUAUUUAAUCCUAGUCGUUUUAUAUAAGUUUAAUGUGAAAAGAAGGGCCCGAAUGAUUUGCUUGCAAUGUUAUGUACAGGUACCUCUAUGGUGUUAUACAUAUAUAUUAUAUUAAUCGUAUUAUACAUUCAAAUGACAAUUAUGUCAAUAUAUACUCUGCAUCAAUAUUCAUAGCGCAAAGAUAAAAGUGUUGACAGAUGGAAAAGCUACUUUAUUUAACUGCUUAUAUGUAACUCACAAGAGACGCAUCAGUUUAACAAACGGCGUGCGUCUUUUUAGCUAACAAUUGGUAUAUAUUUAUCUUAAUCACUGCUAAUAACCAAACUAACCAUGGAUGUAUAUGUGGAGUUAGUGGAGAAUAA
Molecule: messenger RNA, 1348 nt
Organism: Dendronephthya gigantea
Lineage: Eukaryota; Metazoa; Cnidaria; Anthozoa; Malacalcyonacea; Nephtheidae
Exons: 4
Coding region: 63-812 (249 amino acids)
Molecular function (GO): protein binding
Source: RefSeq, a predicted model, not a curated record